AUGGAGUCGUUCCGAUAUCCAGAGAAAGUGGCACUCCCUGAAGGUGUGAAAGACAAGUCUGGCCUGAAAGAUCUGAUCAAUACCAUUCGUACAGAAGAAAUAGAUAGGCGUCUUCAAGCAGCAGUUGCAUCCAAUGACCAAGGCUUGGUUAAAUGGCUGAAAGCCAGAAAGCAACAUAUUUUAGGCCACCAAGUUCAAGGAAAUGUCACCAUAUCUGGAAGUAUGUAUACAAAUAAGAUCUAUAUCCCUAUUCAAGAAUUCCCUGAAAGUAAUUUCGUAGGCUUGAUCAUAGGCCCUAGGGGCUCUACUCAGAAGCAACUCGAGAGAAUUACAAGAACCAGAAUAUAUAUAAGGGGAUCAUACAAGGACAAGUACGCAGAGCCUCUACAUUGCUAUAUAACUGCAGAUACACAGGAGAGCCUAUUAAAUGCAACCGCUGUGAUAGAAAACCUGAUAGAAGAUUCCAUUCUUUUUGGCGACACCAGGCUGAAGACAUCUCAGCUUCGGGCAAUGAGAGAACACAAAAUGCAAAAAGGGUUUAGCGAUUGGGAGAAAUAUUAUUACUGGUGGUAUUUCCAUAAUAAAAUACAGAGGAAGGCAGAAUGUAGCAAUAGUUUAUCCAAACUCUAG
Encephalitozoon romaleae SJ-2008 is the source of this 630-nucleotide messenger RNA. RefSeq names its product splicing branch point binding protein. The transcript has a single exon. The record is from RefSeq and is a predicted model, not a curated record. Lineage: Eukaryota; Fungi; Microsporidia; Unikaryonidae. The coding region runs from base 1 to 630 and encodes 209 amino acids. Gene Ontology annotation, molecular function: RNA binding.